AUGGACGGGCAAGAUCGACGCGGGGGACCUGACCUAGAACCUCACCAAAGCCCAGGAGACCCCUCCCUCGGCAGCGCCUCGCCGAGCACCACCGCCAUGGCCGCCUCGUCCUCCCUCCUCGCCGCCGGCGACAGCGCGCACCGGCGGCAGUGGCGGUACACGUGGGAGACCCUGGCGCACCUCCCCCUCCUGCGUCUCUACCUCUCCCACCCGGCCCUCUCCGCCGCGGCGCCCUCCGGCCUCCGCGCCGACCUCCGCCUCGAGGCCGACCUCCGCCUCGAGGCCGACCUCCUCCUCCUCUCCUUCUCCCUUGCGUCGGACCCCGUAUCGCUCAGGGUCCCCGUGCCGAGGGUGCUCGUGGACCCCUCCGCCCCGCCCGAGUGCCGCGCCGCGGGGGACCACCUCGAGGUCCGCCUCACCCUCGUCCUCCCCGUCGACCAUCCCGUCGUCGCCGCCGCCUUCCCCGGCGCCGGCCCUCCCGCGCCCCUCUCCCUCCGCGAUGAUUUGAAGUCUCUAUCUUCUGGAGAUGUCUAUUUGUACUGCAAAACAUGCUCAGCAAGAUUGACAAAACAGCCACUAAGGGACGUUGUGGAAAUGCCAUCUUUAAAUUGGGAGGAUGUGGCUGACAAUUGGUUUGGUGGAUGUUGCACAUCAUUCGGAGGGGCAAGUGAGAAGUUAAUAUCACACUAUAUCAAUGCAUACGGUCGCCUGCAGAGAACAACUCUACUAGAUGCUACCUCCAUUAUUAUAGAGAAGGAUUAUCUUGAGACUGAUAUAGUGUCGAGAGUAGAUACUUCAGUGCCCAGUGUUGAUUUUGUUGCACUAGAAGAAGCUAUGUUUAAUGUUACUCUAGAAAGCGAUCAUACUGCCGAGAAGAUAAAAUUGAAUAAUUCAGAAGAGGAGGUAUGCCAUGAAAAGAAAAUUGGUUCUAAUCACUUGCAACCUCCAGUUCUUUUGGAAGAGGGUCCUUGUAUUGAUAAUACUGAAAAAAAUGGAGGCACUCCUUGGACUGAUCAGUGUGGUACUAUCCAGCUGAAUAAUGGUGGCGAUGUGAAUUCUGAGAAGUCUACAAGUGACUGUUUUAUUGAAAACAUGGAGCAAACUUCUCAAGAGGCUGAUUCGAAUCUGGUAGAUCCAUGCAGUUGCUGCGGUGACAAUGGAGAUAGUGGAAAAGCUGGAUUGGAGAACCAAAGAGAUUACAAGUUAACAAAAAGUAUCUCUCUUGGAAGUAGCUUUAUCGUUAAAGAAUCAAACCUUGUGAAAGAUGUUAACUGGGUUGAGCUUCUAUGUUCUCAUUGCUCGUCAUCUCUUGGAUCAUACCCAUCGCAAUAUUCAGAUGCUCCAUCAGAUGGACGGGUACGGCUGUUCAAAUGUUACACAUCCUCAGACCUUCCUGUUGGGGGUCCUCAUGAUGUGUUCAGGGGACACACAUUGGAAAAACUAUUUGUUAAUUUGUUGCUUGAAAUUGCUGAAGAUGAAAUAUCUUUUCGUACAAUAGUGAGAGAUUUGAAAACCAAAAGGCCCAUGCUGCAAAUAGUCCUCCUUAGUUCAAAAGCAUGGAUGUUUUCUGGUUACUGCUAUGAAAAUGAAAUGGAUGGUUCACAUGUGACAGCACAUCUGCAGCCUACUGUUAAGCUCCUGUAUUCUAACUGCAGUAGUGCCUCAGAAACAGACUUAAGGACAGUAGAGGAGUGGUCAUCCAAAUAUCGGGCUGAACAGUUAUACAUGAUGGCCGGGCAGAUAAAUGAACUUACUGAAUGCCUUAGCUCAGCCAAGGAUGAGUUCCCUCUUUCUUGCUCGUCUCUUGAAGGAAUGUGUCUUUCGUCUCUGGAGCGUUGA
Molecule: messenger RNA, 1839 nt
Organism: Triticum turgidum subsp. durum (durum wheat)
Lineage: Eukaryota; Viridiplantae; Streptophyta; Magnoliopsida; Poales; Poaceae
Source: the annotation of a GenBank genome assembly